Messenger RNA from Miniopterus natalensis, 3607 nucleotides. It is a transcript of the gene EIF3H, whose product is annotated as eukaryotic translation initiation factor 3 subunit H. Lineage: Eukaryota; Metazoa; Chordata; Mammalia; Chiroptera; Miniopteridae. Gene Ontology annotation, cellular component: eukaryotic translation initiation factor 3 complex; cytoplasm. Gene Ontology annotation, molecular function: protein binding; translation initiation factor activity; metallopeptidase activity. The record is from RefSeq and is a predicted model, not a curated record.
CUUCCGGUCCCGCUGGAAAGAUGGCGUCCCGCAAGGAAGGCACCGGCUCGGCCCCCACCUCUUCUAGCUCCGCCGCCGGUGCGGCAGGGAAAGGCAAAGUCAAAGGCGGGCCCGGGGACUCGGCCGUGAAGCAAGUGCAGAUAGAUGGCUUGGUGGUAUUAAAGAUAAUCAAACAUUAUCAAGAAGAAGGACAAGGGACUGAGGUGGUUCAAGGAGUGCUUUUGGGCCUGGUGGUAGAAGAUCGGCUUGAAAUUACCAACUGCUUUCCUUUCCCCCAACACACAGAAGAUGAUGCUGACUUUGAUGAAGUCCAAUAUCAAAUGGAAAUGAUGCGGAGCCUUCGCCAUGUCAACAUUGACCAUCUCCACGUGGGCUGGUACCAGUCCACAUACUAUGGCUCAUUCGUCACCCGGGCGCUCCUGGAUUCUCAGUUCAGCUACCAGCAUGCCAUUGAAGAGUCUGUUGUUCUCAUUUACGAUCCCAUAAAAACUGCCCAGGGGUCUCUCUCACUGAAGGCAUACAGACUGACUCCUAAACUGAUGGAAGUUUGUAAAGAGAAAGACUUUUCUCCUGAAGCAUUGAAAAAGGGAAGUAUCACCUUCGAGCACAUGUUUGAAGAGGUGCCGAUUGUAAUUAAAAAUUCACAUCUGAUCAACGUCCUAAUGUGGGAGCUUGAGAAGAAGUCUGCUGUAGCAGAUAAACAUGAAUUGCUCAGUCUUGCUAGCAGCAAUCAUUUGGGGAAGACUCUCCAGUUGCUGAUGGACAGAGUGGAUGAGAUGAGCCAGGAUAUAGUUAAAUAUAAUACGUACAUGAGAAAUACAAGUAAGCAGCAGCAGCAGAAACACCAGUAUCAGCAGCGACGCCAGCAGGAGAACAUGCAGCGCCAGAGUCGCGGAGAACCUCCCCUCCCCGAGGAGGACCUGUCCAAACUCUUCAAGCCUCUGCAGCCCCCAGCCAGGAUGGAUUCGCUGCUCAUUGCAGGCCAGAUCAAUACUUACUGCCAGAACAUCAAGGAAUUCACUGCCCAGAACUUAGGCAAACUCUUCAUGGCCCAGGCUCUCCAAGAACACAACAGCUAAGAAAAGGAAGUUUCCGGAAAAGGAGUUGACGCGGACUCUUGAGAUCACAUUGGGGAAACUCUUGGAAGAAAUAAUUUGCAUAUUGAAAAGUCUUUCUAGCCAGUAAUAAAAUAUUAAUAAAAUAGUCUCAAGUGCUUGCUCAUUUGGGUUGAGACUUAUGUCUAGCUGCUUGUUUUUGUUUUCUUUCUACCUAUUAAUUUCCAAAAGAUGAAACAGUCUUCACCAGAAGCUUCACCAGGCUCCAUCUUCCAAGGUCCAUCACCUUCGCUAUCUCUGAGCUGCCACAUCUCAUCCACACACUUAGUACUGCUUGUCCCGACUCCUGACCCAGAGGCCCUGACUCCCACUGUGAAUCCUACUACUUCAUCGCUCAGGCGCUCCGGAAGCCCAGGCUUCAUCCCCUUGCCCCAGCACCCCCACUGCGCAGGCCUGGAAUCGCUUGGAAUGUUUCCCAGGGGUCCACCUUUUCAUUUCUUUUGGUGAUUAUUGACCAGUCCUCAUGCCCGUAGGCCACUGGCACAGGGAUUAAACAAAAUCACUUUACCAAAGGAUUAUAUUUUGUAUGGAAAUGAAAUUCAUUCUGUGUAUAUUUUUAAAUUUAGAACUUCAUGUUUACCUUUUCCGUACUAUGAUAUAAAACCCUGCUAAGAGCAGGUUUUUUUGAGUGCAGGAAGAAGAUCUGGGAGGACAGUAGUACCUUGGAGAAAAACUGUUUCAGUGAUUUGUAUUUGGAGGCUCAUCAAAGAUCCCGCUAUUGGUGUAGUGCCACAUCCAGAUGCACCUGCUGCUUGAGGUGUGCCUGUGAUACUCCGGUGACUUGCACCCUGAAGACACCUAGGAGGCUAAUCAGAAGGAAUGAAUAAAGGGUGAGAAGGGUUGAGAACUCUUUUUCAACAUUCCUUUGGAAGCGCCAUUGUGGCUCUGGGUCAGACAGCCGGAUCCAUGCCUGGCUCUUCUCCUUUACUGCGUCCUUGGACCAGUUGCUUAACCUCACUUUCCUUGUCCAGAUGAGAUGAGAAAAGCAGACGAGCAUAUUAACCCUAUAUGGUGGACUGAGUGUUAAAGAAGGUCAUUGGGGAUUGGGGUAAAGCACACAGCACAGUGGUGGGUGAGUAGCAGGCACUCGGUAAGUAUUAUGAUAAGGUGGACACUCUAUCUAUUCAGGCUGUUGGGUUAUUAGCAGGAUUUUGCUUUUAAAAAGCUCAGCUCCUUGGUCACUCUAGAAUUCAAACAUUGCUCACGUGUGUAAUUUUCUAGGAUAAAUUCCUAGAGAUGGACUUACUGGUCAAAGGGUAUUUAAAAUUCUAAGGCUUUUAACCUGUACUGCCAAAUAUCUUCAAGAAAGGUUAUACUGAUCUGCACUCUCACCCAUGGUGAUUUCUUACCCGAAUCAACACACAUUUGAGUAUUACUGCUAGGCAGAGGGGUAUUGGCCAUGGUCCCUGCCCUUGAGGACUGUGUACUCUAUUGAUUCAUUUCCCUGCAUUCUAAUGGCCUGGAAUUGGAGUAUUAUUGCAGAGUUGAACAAAGCACCCUUGAAGUAACAGAGCAAAAUGAAGAAAAAUCAGUUUAAACAUAAGCUUAAUUACUGUUUUCAUCAUUGUGUAAGAUGAAUUUAACAAAAUUCAAUUAUAUUUUUUAAAGUUAUGAUUUUUAAAAUUUUUUUUAUUUUUUUGGUGUAAAUUCCAUAUGACUUUAGAUACCCAUAGCUCAGUAAUAUGUGAGUACAUGCUUAAUGAAAGAUUGCAGUAGUUUCUGAGUUAGGACUUACUGUGGUGGGUAGAACUGUUUAGGAAAAUAUGUCAAUGGGAAUUAAAUCUACACAGUAUGUAGUGUCAGGGAAUAGCUUCUGUUCUGCACUUGAUUUGAGUGCUAUGUUCUGACAUUUUUCAGGAACAAAUACAUGUGGUUCAUCUUCUAUAAAUAUUUGCAGUUUCUUUAAGUUGAAAUGAGAAAAGCUCAUAAACUGAGUACCACGUCUAAUAAAUCAUUCACUUACCCAAGAGCAGAAAAGACAGAGAAGUCUAGUAUGUUAAUCUAAAUGAAAAUUAUGAACCAAGAAAGUGAAAACACUUGCCAUUAACCCCAUAAUUAUUGAUAAUGCCUUAUAAGGUUCUAGAAACAGCAUUACUCUUAAUUAAAAUACCUGAGGGAAUGAAUCUUUAGACCACCCAAAAUACCUUAUUCUUUUAAUAUUGAGGUGAAGUAAAAACUUUUUUCCCCAUUUUUGGAAGCUUGGAAACUGAAAUGUAGUUAUCUAAUGUUCUCAUGAUUUAUGGAGGUUGUGAUUUUUCAUUUACAGCAUCUAAAUAUUUCAUAUGUAGUGUCUUCGACAAUGUUACUGCGUUGAUCACACUCCUUUUAUAACAUUCUUUAGAAAGCCUACAUUGGCUUUACUAUUAAAUCGUGCUGGCUUUGAACUCUGGUGUAGAUAUCAGGAUGUUAUGAAAUAAUGUUUUAUUUGUGUUGUAAACUCCAUUUUUAUAGUAAACAGUCCUCAUUCAAAUAAAAUAUAUACCUUUUAUCAA